Molecule: messenger RNA, 1395 nt
Organism: Metarhizium robertsii ARSEF 23
Lineage: Eukaryota; Fungi; Ascomycota; Sordariomycetes; Hypocreales; Clavicipitaceae
Exons: 1
Coding region: 1-1395 (464 amino acids)
Source: RefSeq, a predicted model, not a curated record
AUGGUGAACAUGCUGUUCUGGACAACGCUGUCCGUCUCGGCGGCCUGUGCCUACGGCUCUGUGCUACCACGAGCGGCUUAUUUCGACUUGGCUGCCGUCGUUCUCAACGACCCGGCCGGCCGAGACCUCUUGGAAUCCACCAAGAGCAAGAUUGUUGACAACGGGGUCCUCUACUCGGAGGGCCCCCUCGGCGACUCCAAGGAGGCCGACUUGGAUAACGUGCUAGCGGAGGAGCGCAAAUGCCUGUACUUGCAUAACUCUGUUAAGUCAGAGGAAACAAGUCUGGAUAUUAAUCCCCACGCCGAUUAUCCUGAUCGCAUCUCCAGAGAUAAGCCUUUGCCCUUAAAAAUCACCACAUCUAAGGCAGUCAUUGAUACGGAACGACUCGGAUGGAAUAAGGAAAAAUCCACCGAAAUUGGAGCCUCCGUCACAGCUGAUACCUCUGUGAAUGCCGGCUUGUUCUCAGCUUCCUUGUCGGCAACCGUCUACGGAAAUCAGCGAACAACAGGUGGAGAGAACGGCGAAUCCUCUAAACAGACUGAAUGGUCAUAUACUGUUGAGAGCAACGAGGAGUGUCCUGCUAACAGUAUCUGUCGAAUUGUGACUUGGACAUACAUCAGGACUAUUAAGGGAACCUGUUCCCUUAUACCUAAUGUCGACACCCAGUGCCUGGGUCACAGCGAGGGGGCCAAAUUAAGUCUGGGACUUUUCCCAACGUGCCCCGCCUUGAAAUCAACCGCUCUCGAGUUUUUCAAAUUCAACGAGGAUAAGACUCAGGGUGAACUACGCGCCGGCCCCGUCGUGGAGGGCGUUAAGAUGCACCAACCAGAAUAUGUUCAAGGCCUUAAGCACGAGAGGAAGUGCUCGUUUUCCUAUGCCCUGAGAACCAAGGAAGGAGACCCUGUUAAGUCGCAGGCACUGAUUAUUGAGUCACGGGCAGAGACGCACAAGACACCGGUGACGGAAGUGCCUGCCGCCAAGAGGUGGUAUACCAAGCCAGACGGCGGCAGAUACUGCCUUCUCGAGAAUAACUGGUUCUGGCUGGCUAACAAUGAGUUCUGUAUCCCGGCUAACAAGGGCGAGCCGUGUAAGUGGGAGACUCGCACCGACUUGGCUGCGCCCAAGGGCCACGAGGACAAGUGUAACCCCAGGGCCACGGACACCGCCAAGGUGUCUGCCAGAGCCGACAACGACGACAUUAUCCCGCCGCCGCCCAACACCAAGUUUGGCGUCAAGAUCAUCUCGAGCAACCUGGAGGAAUUCGUUGCCCAGAAGGACAACAAUGCAGGCUUCGUGGCGAACCUCUUGGACGGCCGCCUCUACGUAGAAGAGCCGGGCUAUAUCAUCAAGGAACCGACGAGCAUCAACGAAUGCUUGAACAAGGUUAGACAGUAA